Molecule: messenger RNA, 2786 nt
Organism: Microcebus murinus (gray mouse lemur)
Lineage: Eukaryota; Metazoa; Chordata; Mammalia; Primates; Cheirogaleidae
Gene: MAP3K8
Product: mitogen-activated protein kinase kinase kinase 8
Biological process (GO): protein phosphorylation
Molecular function (GO): ATP binding; protein kinase activity
Source: RefSeq, a predicted model, not a curated record
CCGGGCGCCGGAGGGCAGGGGGCACGGAAUUUCCCAGCGCGGGGCUCGGCUCGCCGCUAUCGGGCAGUCUCGCUCUGUUUACGGAGAGAAAGGGGAAAUGGAAAAGGCGGGGAGGCGGCGGCCGGCCUCCGCUGCGCCGCCCCUGGGCCGGCUCAGACGCCGUGAGUCAGGGGCCGACAGGGGCGGUCUGGGCGCGCUGGCGGCCCGGGGCUCACUUGUCCGCUCGGCUCCGGACGACGCGCCACGCUCUGGGGCCUGUCGCCCUGGCUCUCUCUCCUGCCGCCGCCGGACCCCGGUGGCCCUGCGUGCCCCGCUCCCGAGGACCGGCCCGCAGCCGCGCUCCGAGUCGUCGGGGGGCCGCGGCGGGAGCGCUUGGCCUGCGGGGCGGCGUGCAGGCCGCAGACUCUGCAGAAAGUGCAACAGUGAUGGAGUACAUGAGCACUGGAAGUGACAAUAAAGAAGAAAUUGAUUUAUUAAUUAAACAUUUAAACAUGUCCGAGGUGAUAGACAUUAUGGAAAAUCUUUAUGUAAAUGAAGAGCCUGCGGUGUACGAACCUAGUCUGAUGACCAUGUGUCAAGACAGCAAUCAAAAUGAGGAGCACACUGAGUCUCUGCUGCUUAGUGGCCAAGAGGUGCCUUGGUUGUCAUCGGUCAGAUAUGGAACUGUGGAGGAUCUGCUUGCUUUUGCAAACCACAUAUCCAACACUGCAAAGCGUUUUUAUGGACACCGACCACAAGAAUCUGGAAUUUUAUUAAAUAUGGUCAUCACUCCCCAAAAUGGACGCUACCAAAUAGACUCUGAUGUUCUCCUGGUCCCGUGGAAACUGACUUACAGGAAUAUUGGCUCCGAUUUCAUUCCUCGAGGGGCCUUUGGAAAAGUGUACUUAGCACAAGAUAUAAAGACAAAGAAAAGGAUGGCGUGUAAACUGAUCCCAGUAGAUCAAUUCAAGCCAUCCGACGUGGAAAUCCAGGCUUGCUUCCGGCACGAAAACAUCGCUGAGCUGUACGGCGCAGUCCUGUGGGGCGAAACCGUCCACCUCUUCAUGGAGGCAGGAGAGGGAGGGUCUGUGCUGGAGAAACUGGAGAGCUGCGGGCCAAUGAGGGAAUUUGAAAUUAUUUGGGUGACAAAGCAUGUUCUUAAGGGACUUGAUUUUCUACACUCAAAGAAAGUGAUUCACCAUGAUAUUAAACCUAGCAACAUCGUUUUCAUGUCCACAAAAGCUGUGUUGGUGGAUUUUGGCCUAAGUGUUCAAAUGACUGAAGAUAUCUAUUUUCCUAAGGACCUCCGAGGAACAGAGAUUUACAUGAGCCCAGAGGUAAUUCUGUGCAGGGGCCACUCAACCAAAGCAGACAUCUACAGCCUGGGCGCCACGCUCAUCCACAUGCAGACAGGCACCCCGCCCUGGGUGAAGCGCUACCCUCGCUCGGCCUACCCCUCCUACCUGUACAUAAUCCACAAGCAGGCGCCUCCACUGGAAGACAUCGCAGAUGACUGCAGUCCAGGCAUGAGAGAGCUGAUAGAAGCCGCCCUGGAGAGGAGCCCCAGCCACCGCCCGAGAGCAGCAGACCUACUAAAACACGAAGCCCUGAACCCCCCCAGAGAGGACCAGCCACGUUGUCAGAGUCUGGACUCUGCCCUCUUUGAGCGCAAGAGGCUGCAGAGUAGGAAGGAGCUGGAACUUCCCGAGAACAUCGCUGAUGCUUCAUGUACCGGAAGCACUGAGGAAUCCGAGAUGCUGAAGAGACAGCGGUCUCUCUACAUAGACCUCGGCGCCCUGGCGGGCUAUUUCAACCUGGUUCGGGGCCCCCCGGCGCUGGAGUAUGGCUGAACAGCGGUGCGUUUGCUCUAACCCGGCCAGCAUUUGUCCCCUGGAAGCUGGUUCUGCUGGCUCUGCCUGGCGGCUCUGUAUAGUGAAUUCUGCCAUUUGUUAGGGGACGGUGUGGCUCCAAUGACACGUGAAUGCGGCUCCAGGUGGCCCCUGUGUAUUUAAUUUGUGAAGCUACUCUGGUGUGGACCAGAUCUCGAGGCUCUCAUUUCUCAGGUGGUGUGACUGCAAGGGAAGAAGCAGAGUGAGUGCACAGGAGGGUCAUUUCUGCUGGCUGAUUCCAUUCACCGUGCACUGUGCUCAAAAUUUUAAAGAUACCAACCACAAGGAUACUCUGUUAGCCAAAAUUACUAUUCUUGGUUCUUAUUUAAGUAUAGGAUCUUCAUUUAACUCAGAAUAGUUGUUUUGUGUAUAUUGGUGUAUAUUAUGUAACUCUUUGAGCCUUUGUUGUUAGAUUCUGAUGUAAACUGAAUUCAUUAUGUUUUGGGUGAAUGGAACAACUUGAAUAUUGUACCAAUAUGCUGGACUAGUGUCUUAAAAAUGGCUAACUGGUGAAUUAGGAGUCAUCUGACAGCAGGUCACGAGUGACAGUUUCUGUUAUGUUCCUAUGGAAACAUUUUGUACUGUACAUGCUAUGCUUAAAACAUUCAAAACGUGUUGUUUUUGAAUGUGGAUAAAACUGUGUAAACCACAUAAUUUCUGUACAUCCCAAAGGAUGAGAAUGUGACUUUUAAGAAAAAUAAAAACUUUGUAAAUGAUUGUUGUUACUUUUGUAAUUCUUAUGAUUCUAUUUUCUUUUAAGCAUUUGUAUAUUAAAAUAGCAUACUGUGUAUGUUUUAUAUCAAAUGCUUUCAUGAAUCUUUCAUAUAAAUAUAUAUUUAACAUUGUAAAAUAUGUAAGUAGUCUUAUUGAAAGUAUGUUUUUUACAUUAUGCUAAUGAAACCCAACACUUUUGUCCAA